UCCCAGCUCCCGGCACAGAGCUCUCAUGAUGCUCUGGGUGAUUCUCCUCUGUACCUUGGUGUCAUCGCUGCUCGGUGGGCUCUAUGUCCUGGGUGUGUUUCGGAGACGGAGACCUGAUGAGCCGCCCCUGGAAAAAGGUACCAUUCCCUGGCUGGGCUAUCUGCUGGAAUUCAGAAAGGAUAGCUCAGAGUUUCUCAAAAGGAUGCAGAGGAAGCAUGGGGAUGUUUUCACAGUGCUGAUCGGUGGCUAUUACUUCACUUUUGUGAUGGAUCCCUUCUGCUUUGGCACCAUUGUGAAGGAAUCGCGAUCCAAACUGGACUUUAGGACUAAUGCAGCUCGGCUGGUUGUGCAGGUUUUUGGCUACAAGCCCACUGAAGCCACUCUAAACAUAGUUCAUGCAUCGAGCACAAAGCACCUGAUGGGAGAUGGCCUCACUGUCCUCAUACAAGCCACCAUGGAGAGCUUUCGGAAGCUGCUGCUUUUCAACCUGAGCUCAGGAGAGAAGAGAGUGUGGCAGGAGGAAAAGCUCUUCCACUACUGCUACAACAUUGUCUUCAGAGCUGGCUAUCUGGCUCUGUAUGGCACCGAGCCACCCCGACGGGCAGGGAACAAGGACAAAGCUGAAGAGCAGGAUCGCCUCCACUCCAAUCAGCUCUUCCAGGAGUUUCAGAAGUACGACCGCCUCUUCCCUCACCUGGCCUAUGCUCUGAUGCCUCCCAAGGACAAAAGAGAAGCUGAGCGGCUUAAGAGACACUUCUGGAACAUGCUGUCUGUGAAGAAGGUCUGGCAGAAGGACAAUAUCAGUGGCUGGAUAAGUGAUCAAGACCAACUUCUGGCUGAAAAUGGUGUCCCCGAGUACAUGCGGGCUCGUUUCAUGUUCAUGCUGCUCUGGGCAUCCCAAGGCAACACGGGCCCAACUGCCUUCUGGCUCCUCUUGUAUCUGCUGAAACAUCCAGAGGCUCUGAAGGCUGUGAGAGAUGAGGUGGAUAAAGUCUCCAGGGACAGUGGGCAGGAAAUAAAGGCAGGGAGCCCCCCAGUUACUGUCACUAGGGACAUGCUGAACCAGACUCCUCUGCUGGACAGUGCUCUGGAGGAGACCCUGAGGCUGGUGGCAGCCCCAAUGCUGGUCAGAGCUGUCCUCGAGGACACCUGUCUGACAACAAGCAGUGGGACAGCGUUCACCCUCCGCAAAGGAGACAGGGUGGCUCUGUUCCCACACAUCUCUGUGCAGAUGAACCCAGAAAUCCACGAGGAGCCUCACAAAUUUAAAUACGACCGUUUUGUAAACCCAGAUGGCACCAGGAAAGAUUUCUACAGAAAUGGGAAAAAGCUGAAAUUUGUCAGCAUGCCUUGGGGGGCAGGAGUUUCUACCUGUCCUGGGCGGUUCUUUGCUACUGCUGAAAUGAAAUUGUUUGUGUUCUUGAUGCUGAGUCACUUUGAACUGGAGCUGGUCAAUGAGGAGGAGGAGAUCCCAGCCAUAGAUAUCAGCCGCUGGGGGUUUGGGACGAUGCAGCCUGUCCACGACGUUCAGUUCAGAUACCGGCCACGCUUUUAACCUGAGGAGUCCUGGUGGUGUUUAUUCUGGCGUCACCUAUGGGACAGAUUGUCUGAUCCCAUGGUUAUCAGAUCAGUGCAGUGCCAUCAUUGAUAUGAUCUUGUUUGCUCAAUAUUUAUCAUGGCUUUUGUUUUUAUCUCCUCCUCAUGUGCUGCUGCUGUGUUGUUGUCUUGGUUGUGGGAUAGAAGUUAAUCUGCACAAAGACAAAACGUGUCCUGCCAGGCUAAUCCCAACCCCAUCCUGGGGGCCAUCAGCCCUUUGAAAGCCAAUAGGAGCACAGGAUCAGACUGGGAGGUGGAAACCCAAAUUCGGGGCUUCCAAGGAACAAGGUUUUAUCCAGGUUCCUCCCAGGGCUGCCCCAGCAGAGCAUCAGGUCCCAGCAUGACUCCCAUGGAGAUGUGUCAUCAGGAACAGCUCUCUAGAUCACUACCUGGCAUAAAGGGGGUUGUGUCAAGGCAGGGGAACAUCCUAUGGUGUGUAGGGGAAUUUUGGGACUGCAUAGAACUUAGGAGUGUUUGGGGGAGGAACCAAAGGGGGAUAAAGGAGGGAUUUUGUCACCCUGAAAAUUAAACCUUCUGAUCUUGUUUUCAUAGUUUCUAGCCACUUUCCCAGGAAAGUAACUAUAAACAUAAAUGUGUAUACAUCAUCAGUCCAAGAAACAUCUUUUGGUGGACGUUUCACGCUACCAGUGUGAUUGGGAAGGUGGUAACCUGACUCUCCAAUCCCUGGUCAUUGUCAAGAAUCUAUAAAUAUUGAAGUCGCAAAAAUAAAAUCAUCCUUGUACAUACAUUGAACCAUGUCUGUGUGAA
Molecule: messenger RNA, 2364 nt
Organism: Poecile atricapillus (Black-capped chickadee)
Lineage: Eukaryota; Metazoa; Chordata; Aves; Passeriformes; Paridae
Product: 7-alpha-hydroxycholest-4-en-3-one 12-alpha-hydroxylase
Exons: 1
Coding region: 26-1555 (509 amino acids)
Molecular function (GO): sterol 12-alpha-hydroxylase activity; heme binding; iron ion binding
Source: RefSeq, a predicted model, not a curated record